Eurypyga helias (sunbittern) is the source of this 4467-nucleotide messenger RNA. RefSeq names its product ATPase, Cu++ transporting, beta polypeptide (gene ATP7B). The transcript is spliced from 20 exons. NCBI's taxonomy places the organism in Eukaryota, Metazoa, Chordata, Aves, Eurypygiformes, Eurypygidae. Gene Ontology annotation, biological process: copper ion homeostasis; monoatomic cation transport. Gene Ontology annotation, cellular component: membrane; trans-Golgi network; perinuclear region of cytoplasm. Gene Ontology annotation, molecular function: copper ion binding; ATP hydrolysis activity; ATP binding. Bases 4 to 4197 code for a protein of 1397 amino acids. The record is from RefSeq and is a predicted model, not a curated record.
ACAAUGAAACACAGUUUUGCUUUUGACAACAUGGGCUAUGAGGAGAGCUUUGAAACUGUGCCCUCUCCAUCUUCCCAAGAACAUACUGUGGCAGUCAACGUUGUGGGAAUGACUUGCCAAUCUUGCGUGCAGUCAAUAGAAGGCCGAAUUUCCAAGGUGAAGGGCAUUGUGAGUAUUAAAGUCUCACUUGAACAGAACAACGCUGUAAUAAAGUAUCUGCAGUCAGAAAUAAGUCCUGAACAGAUCUGUGAGGAAAUUCAGGAUAUGGGCUUUGACGCCAACGUAGCGGAAGAGAGCCUGACAACAGCGACCGUAAAUGUGUCGUGCUCCAGAGAGGCAGUAGUUAAGCUUCGAGUAGAAGGCAUGACAUGCCAGUCCUGUGUCACCAACAUUGAAGGGAAGAUCAGGAAACUGCAUGGGGUGGCGAAAAUCAAGGUGUCACUGGCUAACCAGGAAGCAAUGAUUGCUUACUCUCCUUACAUCAUUCAGCCUGACGACCUCAAAAGCCGUAUCAGUAACCUGGGGUAUGACUGCACUAUUAAAAGUAAAUCAGCCCCUUUGAAGCUGGGUGGCCUCGACCUUGGGCGCCUGCAGAAUGUGAACCCCAAGGAGACAGCGGCAAGUCUCGGGAGUGAUGGGGAGGAUCCACCUGUGGCCAGGACAAGCGGCGCAGCUACGGUGGCUGUACGGAUAGAAGGCAUGCACUGCAAGUCCUGUGUCAGAAACAUCGAAGGAAAUAUAUCAGAUCUUCCCGGCAUACAAAGUAUUAAAGUGUCUUUGGAGCAUAAACGUGGUGUGGUACAGUAUAGCCCAAAUUUAAUUACUCUGUCUGCUUUGCAGCAAGCUAUUGAAUCCCUUCCACCUGGAAACUUUAAAGUAUAUCUCCUUAAUGGUUCGGAAAUUAGUAAGGGAGCAUCUCCAUCACUUGCUUUGCUACGGGAUCUCUCCAGAGGGCCACUGCAAGACCAGACAUGCACGACUGUUAUUAGGAUUGAUGGCAUGACCUGCAGUUCCUGUGUACAGUCCAUAGAAGGGACCAUAUCCCAAAGACAAGGAGUGCAAUGUAUAGCAGUUUCUCUAGCUGACAGAACUGGGACCGUACAUUAUGAUCCAACUGUCACUAAUGGAGAAGAGUUAAGAGCUGCCAUAGAAGACAUGGGAUUUGAUGCUUCUGUGCUGACAGGUAACAGUGGGCCUCAAGCUCCAGAGCCUCCUUGCCAAGGCUGUGCCUUGGAUGCUCUUCCUGACAGUCCUCACCUUGACGGGCCAAACCAGCCCAAUGGAGCAACAGUGGAAAAGUGUUUCUUACAAAUCACAGGCAUGACCUGUGCGUCGUGUGUGUCCACCAUCGAAAGAAAUUUGCAGAAAGAAGAUGGAAUUGUGUCAGUGUUGGUAGCACUGAUGGCAGGCAAAGCAGAGGUAAAAUACAAGCCAGAAUUCAUACAGCCUCUUGAAAUAGCACAGCUGGUCCAGAACCUGGGUUUUGAAGCUACCAUCAUAGAAGAUCAUGCAGAAACAGAAGGAAAUGUGGAGCUUCUUAUUACAGGAAUGACUUGUGCGUCUUGUGUUCACAAUAUUGAAUCUAAACUCAUGAGAACAAAUGGCAUAUUCUACGCUUCAGUUGCUCUUGCUACUUGCAAAGCUCACAUCCAGUUUGAUCCUGAAAUUACGGGGCCUCGAGAUAUUAUAAAAAUAAUAGAGGAAAUUGGCUUUCAUGCUUCUGUGGCUAGAAGAGUUCCAAAUGCACAUAACCUGGAUCAUAAAAAGGAAAUACAGCAGUGGAGGAAGUCUUUCUUGUGCAGCCUACUGUUUGGUAUCCCUGUCUUGAUCCUAAUGAUUUAUAUGCUAAUACCUGCCAGUGAGCACCAUGGGUCUAUGGUGCUGGAACAGAAUAUCAUUCCUGGAUUGUCUGUUUUAAAUCUUCUCUUCUUUGUCCUGUGCACUUUUGUUCAGUUUCUUGGUGGAUGGUAUUUUUACGUACAAGCUUACAAAUCACUGAAGCACAAGACGGCCAAUAUGGAUGUGCUCAUCGUACUGGCCACAACAAUUGCUUAUGUGUAUUCGUGUGUGAUCCUGCUGGUAGCAAUAAUUGAAAAGGCAGAGAAAAGCCCUGUCACUUUCUUUGACACUCCCCCGAUGCUGUUCGUGUUCAUUGCCCUAGGGAGAUGGCUGGAACACAUAGCAAAGAGUAAGACCUCAGAAGCUCUUGCUAAACUUAUAUCUCUUCAAGCCACAGAAGCCACCGUGGUAACUCUUGGACCUGACCACUCUAUCAUUAGGGAGGAGCAGGUAGCUGUUGAACUGGUUCAAAGGGGUGAUAUUGUAAAGGUUGUUCCUGGUGGAAAGUUCCCAGUGGAUGGAAAGGUCAUUGAAGGCAGUUCUAUGGCAGAUGAGUCUCUCAUUACUGGGGAAGCUAUGCCAGUCACUAAAAAGCCCGGAAGCACAGUGAUCGCUGGUUCUAUAAAUGCACAUGGCUCGGUUCUUGUAAAUGCAACUCAUGUUGGUAACGACACCACCCUGGCGCAAAUCGUGAAACUGGUAGAAGAAGCUCAAAUGUCAAAGGCACCCAUCCAGCAACUGGCAGAUAAGUUUAGUGGAUAUUUUGUUCCAUUUAUCAUCAUCAUUUCAUCAGUGACAUUGAUAGUAUGGAUCAUAAUUGGGUUUAUAAAUUUUGAUGUUAUUCAAAAAUAUUUUCCUAAUCAGAACAAACACGUUUCAAAAGCUGAACUAAUCCUGAGGUUUGCAUUUCAAACCUCAAUCACUGUGCUGAGCAUUGCAUGCCCCUGUUCCUUAGGCUUGGCUACCCCCACAGCUGUGAUGGUGGGCACGGGAGUUGCUGCGCAGAAUGGUAUUCUCAUCAAAGGGGGAAAACCCCUGGAAAUGGCACACAAGAUCAAGACUGUGAUGUUUGAUAAAACUGGCACCAUCACCUGCGGGGUUCCUAAAGUCAUGAGGGUGCUUUUGCUGGGAGACACGGCUGUGCUCUCCCUGAAGCAGGUUCUGGCGGUGGUUGGCACUGCAGAAGCCAGCAGUGAGCAUCCUCUAGGAGUGGCAGUCACUAAAUAUUGCAAAGAGGAGCUGGGCACUCAGAGCCUGGGAUACUGCACCGACUUCCAGGCAGUGCCGGGCUGUGGCAUCAGCUGCAAGGUCAGAGGUGUGGAGGCCAUCCUGGGCAUGGACGAGGAGGGUCUCGAUAAGCUGGACACUAACAGGAGCAGGGACAGUGCUUCUUGUACGUACUCGGUGUUGAUUGGAAAUCGUGAGUGGAUGCGACGCAAUGGCUUGCAUAUUGCGAAUGACGUAAAUGAUGCAAUGACAGACCAUGAAACAAAAGGACAGACUGCCAUACUAGUGGCUAUAGAUGGCGUGUUGUGUGGAAUGAUCGCGAUAGCAGACACUGUCAAGCAGGAGGCAGCCCUUGCUGUGCAUACGCUGAAAAACAUGGGAAUAGACGUGGUGCUGAUAACGGGGGACAACAGAAAAACUGCAAAAGCCAUUGCUACUCAGGUUGGGAUCAAAAAGGUCUUUGCCGAGGUUCUUCCUUCUCACAAGGUUGCAAAGGUCCAAGAACUUCAAAACGGGAGGAGAAAGGUUGCGAUGGUUGGUGAUGGAGUCAAUGAUUCCCCUGCACUAGCCAGGGCCGACGUUGGAAUUGCAAUUGGAACAGGCACCGAUGUUGCCAUUGAAGCAGCAGAUGUUGUUCUUAUCCGAAAUGACUUGCUGGAUGUAGUUGCCAGUAUUCACUUAUCAAAGAGAACAGUUCGAAGAAUACGAAUAAAUCUGAUCCUUGCCUUGAUUUAUAAUCUGCUUGGAAUACCCAUAGCAGCAGGGGUGUUCAUGCCUGUUGGCCUUGUGCUUCAGCCUUGGAUGGGAUCAGCUGCAAUGGCAGCUUCUUCUGUGUCUGUCGUGCUGUCAUCUCUGCAGCUGAAAUGUUAUAAGAAGCCAGACACAGAAAGUUAUGAAGCACAAGCUCAAGGCCGCAUGAAGCCACUUACUCCUUCCCAAAUCAGUGUUCAUAUUGGAAUGGACGACAGGAGGAGGGAUUCAUCCAGAUCGGCUCCUUGGGAUCAGAUUAGCCAAGUGUCUCUCUCUUCCUUGACUUCAGACAAGCUGCCGAGACGUAAUGGUUUUGUUGAGGAGGACGGGGACAAGUGGUCAUUGCUCAUGAAUGGAGGAGACGAAGAACAGUACAUCUGAAGUACGAUAUUCUUAGCACAGAACGAAACGUUCCUCCUCACCAGUGAUGGGAGGGACUGACUUAAGUCAUUGAGAGCUUCAAGGCUGUAAGUGAAGUCAUUCCUUCAGCUCACAAACCAAUUGCAACUUGGCUCAAUGCUGGGUUGUAUGGACUGUGGACUUUUUUCAGGUCACCAGUUAUUUCUAGUCACGGAAAGAAUCCAUGGCUCUAUAAUGAACUAGCUCCUUUUUACAGAGCAAUUAGUGAAAUAAUGUAAAAUUGUAAUUUUC